CAAAGCACCACUUAAAUUGUUCGGUAAUGGACGCAGACAUUUCUCGGUGGAUUUUAGAAUUCCUAAUGCGAAACACGGCGGUGCAAGACCACGUCAUCAAGAAACUCCUUCAAGUCCUCCCACUCUCCUCCGCCACCGAAGACCCUCGGUUCAAGAAGGCCGUCCUCCUCCGCACAAUCCAAUCCGAGAUAUCCGACGCAACAGUCACCGAGACGAUGCUCCAGGCGCUACAACUGAUCGAAGAGAUGGACCGAAACGACGGUGUGGAGAUCGGAGAGUCAUUGAAGACAGCGUAUUUCGUGGCGGUGGUGGAGUGCACGGUGAAGUACCUGGCUUUGGAGGGAAGCAAUGGGAAAUACUUCGAAGCGAUGAAGAGAGUGUGGAGGGGUAGAAUCGGUAUUUUGGAGAAAUCGGGGACGAAAAGCGAGUUGGUUAGGGAUAACGCCGAGUUGACUCGGUGGAAGAACAAUUUGGAGGCGGAGCUUCGGGAUGCCAAAACGGUGAAGAGGAUGAUGAAUUUGAAUACAAGGGCCAAGGCUCUGCAAAAGCUUAGGGCUUUUUUAGGGGAGGCUUGGGCACUCAUGGGCCCUUCCUUUAUUGAAGCAGCGACGGUGCAAGAGGCGGCGGCGAAUGAAGAGGAUAAACUUGUAUCAGGGAAAGGGAGAUCCAAAAGCACCAUUGUUACGGAAGGAGGGCUGCCCCCACUGUGACAAACUAAGGCAACUAUUUGCCCCUACCUGAUUAUGAGCGUCGUCGCCAUUGAAUCUGGAAAUAUGUGAUGGCUUUUUGUGUAUUGUGGAGUAUUUUGUUGGGUUGUUGGUGCCAUUACUCCACCUGGCUAUAUAGUGCCCUAUAUGGGUUGUAAUAUUAUAGUUAUGAACUUGAACAAUUCCGUUUUAGGCUAAGUGACACCUAUUCACUAAUUACAAUG
Messenger RNA from Quercus robur (English oak), 931 nucleotides. RefSeq lists its product as uncharacterized. The transcript has 2 exons. The record is from RefSeq and is a predicted model, not a curated record. Lineage: Eukaryota; Viridiplantae; Streptophyta; Magnoliopsida; Fagales; Fagaceae. Bases 27 to 710 code for a protein of 227 amino acids.